AAUCACCGCACCAACAAUAUAGCCACCUUAGUUGAACUCAGGAGUGCCUCCAAAAGUGUGACCUUUGUUCUUUCUCACUCUUGGCCCAUGCACAGUAUCUGAAUUUAUUAUCCAGUCAGUCUACAUGCUUAUCACUGUGCUCCAUAGUGGUUGACCACCAUGGCUCUUAACAUCCCCGGUGUGAUUGCAGUGGCGCUGUUCUAUGUCCUGAUUUUGGGGACAGGGGUGUGGGCUGCCCAAAAGUCCAAGAAGGCUGCGAGGAAAAGCCAUGGAGGCAAGACUGAAGUGGUCCUGCUUGGAGACAGAAAUAUCAACUUGCUGGUCGGGAUUUGCACCAUGACCGCAACGUGGGUCGGAGGUGGUUUUAUCCUUGGUAUUGCUGAGGCGGUGUACUCUCCUAAAAUGGGCUUAAUAUGGGCUCUUAUGCCUGUGUAUUACGCAGUGUCUUUCAUAAUAGGUGGUCUUUUCUUUGCCAAGCCAAUGAGGGAUAAGGAGUAUGUCACCAUGAUGGACCCAUUCCAGAUAAAGUAUGGCAAAAUACUGAGUGGUGCUCUAGUGCUGCCUUCUCUGUUGGUGGAUGUGCUGUGGGUGUCCUGCACUCUGCUAAGCUUAGGAUCAACUAUGAGUGUGAUUCUGGACUUGCCCUAUGUCUAUUCUGUUUGGAUCUCAUCGGCUGUGGCCAUUAUCUACACAUUGUUAGGAGGCCUCUAUUCGGUGGCGUACACUGAUGUUAUCCAGCUCUGUUUAGUUUUCCUCAGUUUGUGGUUGUGUAUCCCAUUCCUGCUGCUCAACCCCACAUCUACAAACAUUGCCCAGACUGCAUUCAACCACACGUUCCAAGAACCCUGGGUCAGAACUCUGGAGCAAGACAAAAUCUGGAAGUGGAUUGAUGACUUCUUAAUGAUUGGUAUUGGUAGUAUUUCAUUUCAGAGCUUCCACCAGAGGACGCUGUCUGCCAACUCAUCUCGAACUGCCCAGAUUACCUGCUAUGCUGCUGCUGUUGUCAUCAUCAUACUUGGAAUCCCCCCUGCCUUAGUUGGUGCUGUCGCUGCCUCUACAGACUGGAACCUGACGCUGUAUGGUUCUCCAUCUCCAUAUGUACGUGGUGAGCAAAGUUUGGUCCUGCCCCUGACCCUACAGAACCUCACUCCAUCCUAUAUUUCAAUCAUUGGAAUCGGAGCUGUGGCCGCUGCUGUCAUGUCAUCUGCAGACUCUGGCCUGUUGUCUGCAACUUCUGUUUUCUCCUCAAAUAUCUACAAGAACAUUCUGCGCAAACAGGCAUCAGACAAUGAAAUUCAAUGGGUAAUACGGGUCACAGUGGUGGUAGUGGGUGUGGUUGGGACAUCCAUAACGUUCUACACCAACAGCCCCCUGGUCCUCUGGAUUCUCGGAGCAGAUACUGCCUACACCCUCAUAUUCCCCCAUCUGGUUUCUGUGCUCUUCUUUAAAGUGACGAAUGGUUACGGUGCCGUGGUGGGUUACAUCGUAGGGCUGACUGUAAGGGUUUUGCUGGGGGAGAAUUCUGUAGGUCUUCCUGUUGUUCUUCAUCUUCCUGGUUGCACACUGGAAGAUGGCGUCUACGUCCAAAAGUCUCCUAUCAGGACAAUCUCCAUGUUGUGCGCUUUGGUAACCAUCUUAGUUUUUUCUUCGUUGGCUUCAUUCAUAUUCAAUCAUGACCUGUUGCCUGAGAGGUGGGAUAUUUUUCACGUAAAGCAUAAUGUUACUGUGUCACCUGCGGAUCCCGUCACACAGAAUCUAAACGAAGAAGCAAAAAGUAAUGCUGAGUGUGAUGAGAACACAUAUGGAGUUGCCUUGCAGCCAGUUUUGCCGACUGGAUCGUAACCAGUUGCCCUUUUUUUCACUUUCUGGCCUGAGUUUUAUAAUAAUCUUACGUAAACAUUUAGAAAAAUUCCAAGUUGAAGUUGCCUGUAUUUUAAGCUGUUAACUGUUGUGAGCAUUUACUUUCUUUGUUAGUAUUUGUUUGUGGAACCAAGUUACACAAAAGAGAAAUCAUUUCAAAAACAGUGGAUUACUCAAAAUAAAGAAUGAUCCUAUUUGCAAUAGUUAAUAAGUGGAAGCUUAUCUCACCUUUCUUAAUGUCUUCUGCUCUCUCCUCUCCUGCUCCACAGGGCUUUUGCAUAAUACUGCAACAGCAAUUAAAUAGCAAAUGGGAAUAAAUCAGAAAAGAAGCUGUACUAACGUAUCUAAUGUACAUCUGGUUCAAAUAAAGGCCUGGUGCCCUCUGCAGUUGAAGGAAAUAAACUGCAAACACUGUUGUGCCUAAUUCUUUUGAAAGAGCAAUGGCCAAUGGGAAAACUCCAACACUUAACCAGGGCUUUAUUGAUCGACCACUGGUGUAACAGUCACUCAGUAAGUCACUCAGUAAGUAAUGGACAGCCUCUAGAGUUUAUAAAGUUAGCUCUGCUUUUAGCCAGAAUAAAGGCUGAGAGAGAAGUUUAAACCCUGCCUACUUUCUCACCCUUGCACACCUGGCCUAUCGCUGCUUGAGCAGCUGUACUUGGCAGAUUGUCAUUUGUGGCAAGUUUAAAAAAUUGUUUGUGUGUGUGUGUGUGCGCGCGCACGCAUAUUUACUGUACAUACUGUAUCAUCUGUCACUAUCAUUUUAAAUCCUGCAUGCUGCUAUCCAUUCAGUAUUUAUUUAUUUGCACUAAUAGACAAAUAGACUAAUAGACAAUUUUUAUUUUUUAUUUUGUGGUUAUUGGUGCUUUUAUAUGGCCUAUAUUUAGAAAAUAUUUAUAGAAACACCAAUUCUUUGACAUACUUGUGCACAUAAUAGUACUGACAUACCUUUAGUCAGGCCGACAUGCCCAGCUUUUUUGUCCUUGUUCCCAACUGUUAUGUCUAUUUAUGUGUAAAAACAGUGAGAAAAAACCCCAGUAGAAACAAACAAAAAACAGUUAAAUUCAUUGUAUGUGUACACAUACUUGGCCAAUAAAAAGUGAUUCUCCUGAGAUAAUUCUUGGAUGAAUCCAUUCUGGCCAAAUUUCAUCAGGCCAUGUGGUAUUUGUCUAACUUAGUCUCUCGGGGAAUGAUCACUGCAAGAAACCACUGUUUGUGUCAAUAUUCAUACUUUAAUAAUCAUUUAAGUAAGUUUGAUCGUAUCUUCCUUCAAACAAAUCUGAUUUCCAUGUGUUGUCUUGUGUUUAUUGUGGUGGUGUUUAGUUGUAGUUUAAUAAGUAACAAAUGUUCAUAACGUUAAGGUGGAUUUGUUCUAUUUAUUAACACUUUUUUUUUUUUUUUAGCACAAACUGUCUAUUUUGAUUAUUCUUAUUAUUAUUAUUUACCUUGUCUCCUGCUAAGAGUUAUGUAAUAAUUUUCUCAGCCCAUAACAGAUCAUCCCAGUGAGCUAAAUUUGCUCUUACAUUAGUGUAACAUAAUCUUUGGAGGGCAGAUCAACUUCAGCAGCUGGUCUUGUGCUCUGGUUGGCUCUGUGAUUUUAAACAGGGUAGAUUCAUUUUGCAAAACAACACAGUAGGUAAAUUAUGACUGUGUUACUGCAGUACAAAUCACUUCAGGCCCAUGGGCUUAGCUAAAUACGCUGAAUAUUUGAUCUAAGCUGUAAAGAGACAGUAGCUGACUUAAUGACAUGUCUGGAGUUGACCUUUUGUCAGCAGGAGGUUGUCACCAUAUGCUUCUGACACAGAUGAAUGGGGUUGUAUGCGGCCUAAAAAGGGCGCUGAGUUAAGACAUGGGUCAAUCUAUUUUAGAAAAGGAAGUUUAUAGAUCUGCAUAAUAAAUUUUGUCAAGAAUACCUUACAUACAUAUUUCUUUGUAAUGCGACUGGUGUCAUAACGUUACCAGGGCUCUGACCCCAGGUUCAGAGACAGAAAUAGCUCUCACAGAAAGUGGCGACUAAUUCUCAGAUGGAGGCAUACUAAAGACAGCUGUUAUACAUUUGGGAUAUACAAAAAGAUAUAAAUGUACAACCUUAGACCCAGUUGGUGUAAUGUCAUAGCCAAGUCACAGAAGUAAUUUAUCUUCUAGUCAAAAUGGUCCAUGUGCCUUACAAAACAAGAAAUCCACCAAGAACUUGUUAUAACACAGGAUGUAGAGAAGACUCCUCACUCUGUUGGAGUUGUCAGAACUACUUACACAUGCAAUUGUACAGUGGUGUUACAGAGACACUUUUACCUCUGAGAUAAUCUUUGGCUGAGCGCAGAUACAGGGUUUGUGUUGAAGUCUGUUUCCUCAUUGAUUUAAGUUGCUUCCUACCUUACCCUAAGACCAAAUGUGUCCUUAAAGCCAACCAGUUGUGUUUUUGUGAUGCUUAACCUCAACCCAACCUUACCCGAACCAGUUAUCUCUAACUGGCACAGACUGGCCAAUAGGAAGUUCGAGAAAUUUCCUGGUGGGUUGGCCUUGUAAUGUGAUAAAAAAAAACUCCAGUUCUUUUUUCCCUACCCUGGCAGUACAAACCCUUUGUUAACACCUUAUUUUCAAAACAAGAUGUAGUCACAUGUGUAUCCUUAUGCUUACUUUGCCAAGUCCGUUAAUAGCUCUCCCGUUCAGCUCGAUCUGGACCAGUACUUGACAAUCAGGGAAUGAGACUCAGCUAUCAACUAUCUUAUCCAGAGUUACAGCACGCUUAAUGCUACUUAGCGACAGUUAAUAUGACCUGCCAUUUAUCAAGCGGCAACUAAAAAUGAGACGCUACAACCUAAAUGUUUUGCAGACUGAGAUUUGCAAAUGAUAGAGCAAGAACUAAGGAUGAUUAUUAUUAGAAAUGUAUUAAUCUCUAUAAACAGAGUCAAUUAUUCAGUCAGUCGAUCAAUCAAUCGAUCUUUUAUUUGUCACAUGGGGCGGCAGUAGCUCAGUCCAUAGGGACUUGGGUUGGGAACCGGAGGGUCGCCGGUUCAAGUCCCCGUCCGGACCAAAAUAUGUAUUGUGAACUGGUAGCUGCAGGUGCCAGUUCACCUCCUGGGCACUGCCAAGGUGCCCCUGAGCAAGGCACCGAACCCCCCAACCACUCUGAGCACCUGUCAUGGGCAGCCCACUCUGACAUCUCUCCACUUAGUGCAUGUAUAGGUCCAGUUUGUGCAUGUGUGUGUUCGGACCUGUGUGUAAUUGACAA
Molecule: messenger RNA, 5092 nt
Organism: Epinephelus moara (kelp grouper)
Lineage: Eukaryota; Metazoa; Chordata; Actinopteri; Perciformes; Serranidae
Product: high-affinity choline transporter 1-like
Exons: 8
Coding region: 160-1842 (560 amino acids)
Biological process (GO): transmembrane transport; choline transport; acetylcholine biosynthetic process
Cellular component (GO): plasma membrane
Molecular function (GO): choline:sodium symporter activity
Source: RefSeq, a predicted model, not a curated record